Colletotrichum truncatum is the source of this 882-nucleotide messenger RNA. RefSeq names its product camp-dependent protein kinase catalytic subunit. Gene Ontology annotation, molecular function: protein kinase activity; ATP binding. The record is from RefSeq and is a predicted model, not a curated record. Lineage: Eukaryota; Fungi; Ascomycota; Sordariomycetes; Glomerellales; Glomerellaceae. Gene Ontology annotation, cellular component: nucleus. Gene Ontology annotation, biological process: protein phosphorylation.
AUGCCUACCCUCGGCUUCCUCAAGAAAAAGCGGACGAGGGAGGCCAAUCAAGACCCUCAAGGCGCUAGCCUACCCACCAGCCCGGUGACGCCGACCUCUUCGAAGCCUUUUGACAGUUCCAUCUCGACCACUCUCUCCUCGCUAUCCUCCAAUUCGCAGGCGCCUUCCCACGGCGGCACUGGACAGAAGCCGCAGCAGGAUCCGGCCUCGUCCGACGCCGCAAAGAACCAGCAGAUGUAUCCCGUCAGCGUUCACCCCCCGCCAAACCAGUCGGCACCCCACCAGCCACACCACAACCAACAAGGCGAGCCGCAACAGAACCUACCGAGCAUCAACAACCUCAUCAAUCCCCCUCAGCAUGACGGUGCGAGUAACGGUCACAACUACCUAAGCCAGCCAUCCCAUGUCCCUCAGCCCAACCCAAGCCCCGGCACCGAUCCUAAUCGCCUCCAGCAGCAGCAAGCCCAGUCGAUGUUACACCCCCCGCAACAGCAGCAGCAGCUGCACCAGCAGCACCACGGCAUGCCGCAACAGAUAGCGGACCAGCAGGUCCGUCAGACCAAGGGGAAAUACACGCUCCAGGAUUUUGAUAUUUUGCGGACUCUAGGAACAGGCAGUUUUGGAAGAGUGCAUCUGGUGCAAUCCAAGCACAAUCAGCGCUUUUAUGCCGUCAAGGUGCUGAAGAAGGCGCAGGUCGUCAAAAUGAAGCAGGUCGAGCACACCAACGACGAGAGGCGCAUGUUGGGCGAGGUCAAGCACCCGUUCCUCAUCACAUUAUGGGGAACGUUUCAGGACUCCAAAAAUCUGUACAUGGUGAUGGACUUUGUCGAAGGUGGCGAGCUGUUCUCACUACUGAGGAAAUCUGGCGUAUGUGCAAAUUAA